This is a messenger RNA of Pestalotiopsis fici W106-1, 1200 nucleotides long. RefSeq lists its product as uncharacterized. The record is from RefSeq and is a predicted model, not a curated record. Gene Ontology annotation, biological process: proteolysis. Gene Ontology annotation, molecular function: serine-type carboxypeptidase activity. Bases 1 to 1200 code for a protein of 399 amino acids. The transcript has a single exon. NCBI's taxonomy places the organism in Eukaryota, Fungi, Ascomycota, Sordariomycetes, Amphisphaeriales, Sporocadaceae.
AUGCUGGAGACUGGAAGCUGUUUGGCGAGCAAUGACGGGCAGUCAGCAACAAUGAACCCGUUUACUUGGGCGCAAGCCGCACACAUGAUAUAUCUGGACGAGUCUGUCGACGUUGGCUUUUCCUAUGCAGACGACGGGUAUAGUCCUGGUAAUCACACAGACGAUCUUGGCGGUACCGCGCGAGACAUUAUAUCAGCCCUCCAAUUGUUAUACUUGGCCUUUCCACACAUUUUAGGACGCAAACUCCACCUUGCAGGCCAGUCUUUUGCGGGACGCUCUUUACCUGCCAUCGCCGAAUCGAUUAUAGAGCACAACACCAAAUCCGACGCUGCAGCUUUGAUUCCUCUUGAGUCUAUCAUCGUUGGGAACGGCGUCAUCCACAGUCCAUCGCAGCUUCCUGCAAUCCGCGAUACGGUCUGUGCGGCUUCCAAUGGGCUCCCGGCACUGUUCAGUCGGGCAGACUGCGAUUCGCGGCUCGCUUCACUGUCUUCUGACUGUGCAGCAUCGCAGCAAGCUUGCCUCGAUGGUCGCGAUCCUGAAGGACCUAUGUGCUCUACAGCUGCUCUGACGUGUGAGAAUGGAAUCUUGAGCGCCGCGUUGUACGGUCGGCAUGACUCGACAAAUCGGUCCCCGCGCUGUUUUCAUGACGAUGAGUAUACUCGAGCGGAUGAUUGUGGUAUAAGCCGGGUUCUUGCACUGCACAGUUUCAUUUCUGCAUAUGGAGGCGACGAGCUACUCAUCGGUCGACAGGCAGCACGCCAGCAUGUCUACAAGGGUGUAGUAACACCUCCCAGUGUUCCAUUACUCAGGGAGACGGGUUCGGGUAUAAAAGACAUUCAACGGCUUUUGCAUCAAAACGUAAGCACCCUUCUGUACUACGGCGCAUACGACAUCUUAGCCGCACCCGCGUUUGCAGAGAGGGCCCUGGACGUUUCUCUGGACGGACAUGUAGGAGAAGAAUGGCGUGCAAGCAUACCAAGGGACGCCGCAGAGCUUGGCUUGGGCUUCAAAGGCUCCGUGAAGAGCGCAUCAUCCUCAAGCGGCAAAGGUAUUAUAUGGUUUGUACAAGUAGAUAACGUGGGGAGAUUAGUACCAUCGCAGUCCCCGAACGGGGCCUUGAGACUUGCGCAGACUUGGCUGCACCAAUUUGGAGCUGCCGUUGAAUCGGAGUCACACAAGAUCAUCGAGAAUGAGUUAUAG